Rotaria sordida is the source of this 702-nucleotide messenger RNA. The record is from the annotation of a GenBank genome assembly. NCBI's taxonomy places the organism in Eukaryota, Metazoa, Rotifera, Eurotatoria, Philodinida, Philodinidae.
AUGCAAAUAACUGAAACAACUUCGGAUAUUAUAAAUGGUAAUGAUUGUAUUGAAUUAACAUUAUCACAAGGAACAAAUGCUACUAGUUUACAAUUAACACUAUCUGAUCAAUUAUAUCGUCAAGUAAAAAUUGAUGAAGAAAAUCGAUUAACACAUGGUGGUGAAUUAACAGAAAAUGCUACAGAAAGUGAAAAUAAAGAUAAUGAUAAUGAUGUGCGUGUUGAAAAAAAUAAAAAAUAUGGUCCAUAUCGAGCACUUAAUAUUGACUUAAAUGAAAAAUCUAUUCAGUCGAUUCCUACACCAUCACCAUUGACAUCUCAAUUAAAAGAAUCGGUUCCUAAACAAAAAAUAAUUGAAAAACAAGAACAAUCAUCAACAUCGAAAUCUAAACACAAACGAGAACAUACUGAUGAUAAAGAAUUAUUAUCACCAGCUGACGAAGAAGAAAAUCGUCCAACUUCUUCUACACCUUCUCCUCCUCCUACUACUACUGCAGAGAAAACCAAAGUAAAAAAAUCAUCGUCAGAAACAAUAACAAUAGUAUAUACAAAUACUUCUGUGUCACUCCUAUUGGACAUUAUGACGGAUGAUAUUCAUUCAACAAAUCAAUCUGAGCAACAAUACAAUGAACAAGAUACUUAUAAACCAGUUGCUCAAUCUGACAAUUUGACAAUUGUAAACUCAAUAAUUAUUCUAGUUUAA